This is a messenger RNA of Cynara cardunculus var. scolymus (artichoke), 831 nucleotides long. RefSeq lists its product as uncharacterized. The record is from RefSeq and is a predicted model, not a curated record. The transcript has a single exon. NCBI's taxonomy places the organism in Eukaryota, Viridiplantae, Streptophyta, Magnoliopsida, Asterales, Asteraceae. Bases 1 to 831 code for a protein of 276 amino acids.
AUGGCUUUAGUUCAAGAUGACGGAAAACCCGAUAUAUUCCUUACAAUGACGUGUAAUCCAAAAAAUUUAGAAAUUCUUAAAGAGCUGUUGCCCGGUCAGAUUGCACAAGAUCGACCGGACCUUGUUGCAAGAAUUUUUCGUGCCAAAUUAGAGGAUCCCAAGGACCAACUCUUCCAGAAGAAAAUCCUUGACACUGUCAGGGCAAAUAUUUAUGUCAUCGAGUUUCAGAAGCGUGGAUUGCCGCAUGCACAUUUCCUCAUGAUAUUGAGACCUGAUGACAAAAUGACCAAUCUAGAUCAUUACGACAAUAUUGUAUGUGCUGAAAUUCAUGACCCAGCAAAGUAUCCUAAAAUGCACCAGUUGGUUGUCCAACACAUGAUGCAUGGUCCUUGCGGUCAUUUACGACCGUCCAAUCCUUGCAUGCAAGGUGAGCCAAAAAUCUAUGGUUUUAGAUAUCCUAAACAAUUCAACGAUAAGACAUCACAGGCUGAGAACUCUUAUCCGUUAUACCGGAGGGGAAAUAUUGGAAGAGAUGUGAAUGUACGAGGCAAUACACUGGAUAAUAGAUGGGUUGUCCCAUAUAACCCAAAAUUGUUAAUGAUGUUCAACUGUCAUAUUAAUGUUAAGGCUUGCUCAAGUAUAACAUCUGUGAAAUAUCUCUUCAAAUAUAUUUACAAGGAUCAUGAUAAACAAGUUAUGCAUAUAGAUCCAAACGAAGGACAAAGUGUUAUUAAUGAGAUUAAAAGGUUUCAAGAUGCGCGUUAUGUCUCCCCCGGGAGGCAAUGUGGCGGAUUUUUAGAUUUGCGCUUUCUCAAAUUCAACCUUCUGUGA